GUCUACUAGUACUAGUACUACUAACACUAACAGAUGGUGGCGCCGAAUGUUGAACUACUGAACUAGUCAUUGACAGCAGUGCAUACAUACUAAAUGAUACUUUCAAAUUCCAUGCCAGUGCAGUGAGUGAGACAGUGUUACUACUGCAUGAAGUGAGUGAGCGCCCAUUCGCACGAUGACGAAACUCAAGCAAUGGCUGCUAGGUUUGUCGUUGCUGGUUAGCAUCUGGGCAAGCAUGGUGACAAAUCUAUUUCAUCUGCCACGUGCCUUCAGACAAAUCGUGUGGGCGCUUCCAGUGUAUAUGAUCAUUGUUUUCGGGUGCAUCUCCCUCGCUAUAAUCGGCUUUAGAGUGGCGACCUUCAAUGACUGCGAGGACGCGGCGGACGAACUCAAACAGCAAAUCGAAGAAGCUAAGACCGACCUCAAGCGAAAAGGCAUGAAGUUCUCAUAGCAGACAAUCAAAUCCGACUGUCAGCGAUAAUCCCGGAGAAAAAGAGGUGAAUUAAAGAGGGGAAUCUUCCCGGAAAAUUGAACCCUCGGCCUGCGAGUGUCGGGGACAAAAAGGUGAGGGAAUCAUCCCCGACUUCCUGCAAAUCACACAGCGCGAUGGGAAUCUUCAGCGAGGAAGUCGAGGAUGCUCUCAGGAAGGACUGGGACGUAGAGGGCGCCCCCGAGCGGCGGGACCGGCUCGCCGCCCUGAUCGGGGUGCUGGCGACGCCGCCC
Molecule: messenger RNA, 723 nt
Organism: Priapulus caudatus
Lineage: Eukaryota; Metazoa; Priapulida; Priapulimorpha; Priapulimorphida; Priapulidae
Product: dolichol-phosphate mannosyltransferase subunit 3-like
Exons: 4
Coding region: 176-451 (91 amino acids)
Biological process (GO): GPI anchor biosynthetic process
Cellular component (GO): endoplasmic reticulum membrane; dolichol-phosphate-mannose synthase complex
Source: RefSeq, a predicted model, not a curated record